GUGUCGUGUGGGGCAGGCUGUGGGAGGCUGUUGUGUGUGGGAGGGUCCCUGUGUCUGGGUCGCUGUGCCCGGCGGGUGAUGUCUGGCUGUGCCCGGUGCCCAGGGCCUGGCGCUGGCUGCUCCGUGUGUGUGGGGAGAAGCUCGGGGCCCGGCUCUAGUCUAGGGGAUGUUUUGCCUACAGGGGGAGAGGGGGGCCCCGCCGCAGGCUCUGGUCACCCUUGCAAAGGGCUCUGGGGCCACCCUGGGGGCCGGUGGGGGCCGCGCCCUGCCCUGCGCCCUGGCCGGGUCUGUGUGUAUGAUGGGCAUGUGGUGGCAUGGCCUAGUCAUGUUACAUGGGUGCUCCGUCCUGCCCACUGGGCCUGGCCCAGCCCAGCUCGGGGUGUCUUUGUCUAAUGCAAGUCCUGCGGGCAUCUCUGCCAGUGGCAGGGGAAGCCCCAGUGCAUGCUGGGUACACUCUGUGUGCCAGGGCUGGGGGGCAUUCGAACAGACGAGCAGGGUGGAUGCACAGGGUCAGGCCGCGCCAGCGGGUGCCAGGGAGGAGGGACAAAACGGGGCAGGAGCGGGGCAGCUGGAGAGCAAAGGGACUUGCACGGCCCAUAAUGCACCUCUCCAGAGGGCCCCCACCACGGAGAUGCUGUGCCCCGGGCUGGGGCCUUGUUCUCCCCCAGACCCAUCUCCUGUUGACGCCUGCCCUGGGAAAGUGGCACCUGCCACGGCACCAGGCCGUCCCCCACUCUGGUCUCAGGAUGAGGAGCUUGUUGCUGGCGUCUCUGCUGCUGGCCGUGACUCCUGGCUGGGCCGCGCCCAAGGACAGCGUCAACAGGUCUGAGCGCCCUGCUGCGGAGCCUGUUCCCAACCUUCUGCACCCCGAGCCGGAGGAGCUGCGCUGGGAUUGUGUUUCCCAAUGUGCGUUACUUUACAUUUACCAACACCAAAUUUCCUCUGCCAUCUUGUUGCCCAGUCACCCAGUUUUGUGAGAUCCCUUUGUAGCUCUUCGCAGUCUGCCUGGGAUGUAACUAUCUUGAGUAGGCUGCUGCAGAGCUACCUGCAAAGCGUCCGGCAGAUGGCCCAGGACCCCGCUCACAUGACGAGAGAGCAGGUGCUGCUCUACCUCUUCGCGCUACACGACUACGACAGGACUGGGCAGCUGGACGGGCUGGAGUUCAUGCAGCUGCUGCUGGACGUGAUAGCCCAGCACGCCCAGGGGCAGCCCUCUCCCGACGCGGUGAUCGUGGUGGUAGACGGGAUCCUGGAGACUCAGGACCUGAACAGGGACGGGUUACUGAACCCCUCGGAGCUCCUGCUGCCCCCAGCCCAGAGCCAGCCUCCCCUGCCAGCCCAGACUGAGGCCCCCGAUGGAGAAGGGGUUGUGCAGUGGGCAGUUGAGGAGCCAGAGCAACCUGCCACGGCCCUAGCGCUCGCAGGCGCCCAGGGGGCAGCAGACCCCAGUGUGGAGCUCCCAGAGGCAGCAGGGCCCUUAGCCGAGGAGCUGGAGGCUAGGGGUCUCUUGCUGAGCCAGACGGGGACAGAGGUGGCUCAGCCCGAAGAGGAGGCUGCCAAGGAGUCUCCAGGGGCCCCGGCCGGGGCCCCCAAUGCAGAGAUCUAGGCCCCCAGCCUAGAUCCACGGCAAGCUCAGGGCACUGCCGGGGCAGAUCAGAGCUGGCACGGGGAAUGCAGGUGCGGGGGCUGCUGUGCACAGAGAAACUGAGGUGGUGGAGGGGAAACGUCUGCCAGGGACCCCCCCACACACCCUGGGUCUGGCUGUGAGUGGUGCCAGGGGGGUGGGGUGGCGAGGGGCUGCCUCCCUCCCCACCCCUGGGGAAAGUAGCUGCGCUCAGCCCUGCCUAGCCUGCCUGGGCCCCAGGGGGGCAAUUCCUGUGGGGAGCGUGUGAGACAACCCCUCAGGACAAGGGGCCGUAGGUGCCUGACCCCUAAUUGGGCUGGGGGACCCAGGAGCCACCCCGGGAGCUGCAGGCACAGCAUCAAAGCAGGGUUACCCUGGCCAGCUCUGAACUGUCCCCCCACUUGGCCCCCAAGAGCAGCAGAAGCUGGCUGCCUGGAUAGAGGGGCCGGGGGGGAGGGGGGGCACUGGGACAUGUGCAAUCGAUCAUGUAACUUACACUUUGAAGAGAGAAAAAUAUACAUUGAGCCCCAGGG
Messenger RNA from Caretta caretta (loggerhead turtle), 2157 nucleotides. Lineage: Eukaryota; Metazoa; Chordata; Testudines; Cheloniidae. The record is from RefSeq and is a predicted model, not a curated record.